This is a messenger RNA of Mesorhabditis spiculigera, 900 nucleotides long. NCBI's taxonomy places the organism in Eukaryota, Metazoa, Nematoda, Chromadorea, Rhabditida, Rhabditidae. The record is from the annotation of a GenBank genome assembly.
AUGACCCCAUCUGCUCGCCCGAUUCAUAUUCUUGGACGUGCACCUGUGAAGCACUCGGAUCAUCAUGGUCGUGAUCGAUCCGAUAGUUGCCAGGGAUGCCGCCAUGGCCAUCUACCACAUCUUGCUGGUUGUGCCCUAGAAGCACUCUGUGAAUCCCUACCCACUUCUAUUCCUGUAUUUGAAGAUGUUGUCCAAAAAGUUCGCAAAACUUCGAUGCAAUCUUGUGGAUUGGGUCGUAGCAGUUCUUUUGCCGCUUCCCGCUCCCAUGUCAAAGACAGCGAACCCUCCACAACACGUACCGGGUCUCAUCAUCACUUAGAAAUCUGGGCUGGAGAGGGAACUAACCACGAGAUACCUCAUAAACAUCAUCAUAGCGGCCCAAUCCAGAAGACUGUCUCGUAUAUCCGGAACAAGUUUGACAGCGGAAUGGCAGCCAACCAGGCGAUCCCCACGUUAGAAGAAUUGAGAGAAUGGGAGACGAAUUUCGAAGCACUCAUCACUAGCAAAUUUGGUGUCACACUAUUCCGGGAAUACCUCAAGAAAGAGCUCAGCUCUGAAAAUAUCGACUUUUGGUGCGAGUGCGAGGAGUACAAAAAGAUGAAACACGGCAAGAAGGAUACGACAAAGAAAUGUACAGAAAUCUUCAACACCUUUUUGCGGAACCUUGCUUGUCGAGAGGUGAACCUCGACUCUUCCACGAAACAAGCAACAAAAGCCGCGUUUGAAAAUGGGUGCCCGUUGGAUACCUUCGACUUGGCUCAAUCACGGAUUUAUCAGUUGAUGGAGAAGGACUCCUACAGAAGGUUUCUAAAAGACGUCAUGUUCACCGAGUUGGUGGAGUUGGCGAAAGCCAAGGCCGCUGAAGCAGCCACCACCGCCAGCGCCGACAGCGCCGAAAAA